CCAGACAUACGCAAGUGAGCCGCUCGACUUGGAUUUCAAUGUUGACCAUCGGAGACCGUCGGUAGCUAGUGCCAUGACCGCUAGUAGCCAAGGAUCUAAAUCUAGUACUGGUGCGCUCUUCAGAAAGAAGCUGCAAGGCUUCUUCGGCGACGAAUACCAAGGCAACGGAGACCCAAAGCACGAUUCAGAUCACAACACCCAGGCCUCGGUGUCGAAGCCGUCAUCGAUUGAUUACUUCAGAGCUCGAGAACGAGCGAAUUCAGACGGAUCACGCAACACCACGGACACCUCACACGAGAAAACCCCGCAAAACCACACAAGGCCACGAACUCCUCUUCCUUCCAGCGAGAUCACUCCCUGGAUGUAUCAAAACUACAACGAUAUACCUCAAUUUGGAGAGGCCCCUGUCCGCCAAGCGCCAACAGCCGAAGGGCAACGUGCUGCGGCAGCCCAAAAAGAUCCCAAUCGGAGACAUUUCAGCGGCCACCGCCACUCUCGGAGCAAAGAAGAAAAACCAACUGCGGCCGGUGAUCUUGCCGGCUAUCCAGCUCGCCCGGCAACCGGCCGAGAUGAUCUUUCGCUUGGACUUCACCCAUCUCGGGAAGGUAGUCUCAAUUACCCCACCCCAAUGACAUCAACCACAACUCUUGGGCGUGCCACUAGUCCCACGCCCAGCGUCCAGAGCGCCCACGUAAAGGGACAGGGUCAGAACUCCCCGGGUGCUCAGCCGGGGAAGCGUUCUUUCCUCGAUAAAAUACGUCGCCCAAAGCAUGGCCACCUGAAAAAUAUCGCGACAGUGAAAGGAGUGCAGGAUACCACGAAAGCUGCCGCAUCAAAAUUGACGCGAAGAGAAGCCUCGCCCGCCAGGCGAGGCAGACAGGGAAGUAUUGAGAGUGCGACAUCUUCCAAGUACAAUGAUGGAGAAAGUGAUCGAAAGAAGGACGGUAAAGGAUUGGCCAUUGGCCCAUCCAAGUUACGUGGACGGCGAGGUGCGGGCAACGAGUAUCCGGUUGGCAGAGAUUCCAGAUUCUCAGACGACUCCAACAUGUGGGCUCUCGAUACAGACCUCUCGCAUAUGGAGGGCAUUGUGAAUCCGCCCUCUCCAGGUGACCGGGGACGGAUGCCAGAUGGAGCUUUCGCGCAGGUAGAAGAACGGACAAAUCGAGAUAACUUGCCUGCCGGAAACUGGGAUGCGCCGGAGAGUUGGCACGUCAAAAAGCAGAAGGAUGAUAUAUCAUCCUUACUGCCCGACGAAGGCGUUGAGCAGCCUGGUCCCACAAUAUCCGAACCCGACGGUGUGGGUUAUUUCAUACGAGUAUUUCGCGCUGAUUCGACCUUCGCCACCCUUUCAGCUGGUCUCUAUGCGACUGUUGCCGACGUUCUCCUUCUACUCGGACGCAAAUCAUUUCUUACUGAUCAUCUGAAUAAUUAUGAGUUAGUGAUGCGGAAGAAUGAUCUUUCCAGACAGCUUGGCCCGAGUGAGAUGCCCAUUCUCAUGCAGAAGCGCAUGCUUGAACAGGUAGGUUAUACCGAGAAGGACAAGAUUGAAGAAAUCGGCCGCGAAGAUCAUAGUUAUAUCCUUCGUUUCACCUUUCUCCCAGCCCGCAUCAGUGGUUACAGCAGUCUGGAGAGCGAGCCUGUCCUCAAUAAGAACCAGAAAUUUAGCCACGUGGACCUCUCGAAUCGGAGUUUAGUCACCAUUCCGAUCACUCUUUACAAGAAGGCACCUGAGAUCAUAUCUCUGAACCUGUCAAAGAACCUGUCCUUGGAUGUGCCCAAAGAUUUUAUCCAGGGAUGUAUCAACCUACGAGAGAUAAAGUUCAUCGGCAACGAUGCUCUUCGUUUGCCUGCCAGUUUUGGCCUUGCUAGUCGAUUGACAUAUCUUGAUAUCUCGAACAAUCGUAUCGAAGAUCUGAGCCAUGCCAACCUGGAUAGGUUGCACGGCCUUGUCAGCAUCAAGAUGGCCAACAACAGACUCACGGAACUUCCUGCGUAUUUUGGCAAUUUUCAAUAUCUGCGGAGCUUGAAUAUAUCCUCAAAUAACUUUCAGGUGUUCCCGGAACUGCUCUGUGAUCUUAAGAGCCUCGUGGACUUGGACAUCAGUUUCAACAACAUUUCUCAGUUACCCAAUCUGGGGAGGUUGGCGACACUUGAACGAAUUUGGAUGACAAAUAACAUUGUCAGAGGUUCACUCAAUGAGGUAUUCCGAGGCCCCGAUAGUCUGAAGGAAAUCGACGCGAGAUUCAAUGAGAUUACCAAUAUAGACUGCCUGUCUCUCCUCCCGCGAUUGGAGCAACUGGUCAUUGGCCACAAUGCUAUCUCGAAGUUCAAAGGAUCAUUCCCCAAAUUGCGGACUUUGAUCCUCGACCACUGCCCCAUGACACAGUUCGACAUUGAUGGACCUGUCCCAACGUUGACAUCUCUGAAUAUAGCUUCUGCCAAGCUGGUUCAGUUUCGCGAUGCGCUCUUUGAGAAUCUGCCGAAUCUGCAGAAGCUCAUCCUUGACAAGAAUCAUCUUGUCUCAAUGUCGCCACACAUCGGCAAACUGCGUAGGCUUGAACAUUUCAGCAUGAUAAAGAAUCCUCUGGCUUCGCUGCCCGCUACUAUUGGCUGCUUGACAGAGCUCAAAUACCUCAACUUGCGGGAAUGCAAUCUUAGGCGACUCCCACCAGAGAUUUGGCACUGCCUUAAGCUGGAAACUCUGAAUGUCUCUUCAAAUGUGCUGGAGGCGUUUCCAAAGCAUGGUAGUCCUCAGCCCCAGCUCCCAGCCGACGCAUCUAUGACUCCUGCAGUGACCCCAGGGUUGUCGAAUAAUCCCAACUACGAAGAACUAGGUGCCGUUGAUGAACAGGAGGCACGCCGACCCAGCCAAGCUUCAGGAGCUGGUGCACUCAGCACCGGAGGUUCACCCAACGGGACAGCUUACCGGAAGCCCUCUAUUGCCUCAUCUUUAGGCCAAGGGGGGCGGAAAGUGUCUGCGGCUUCUCGCUCGCUCACCGAUGGAAGCCCAUCGUCGCGCAAAGACUCCAACUUCUCACAACAUGUCGCAACGACAUUCGGGGGAUCCCUAAGGAAUCUCCUCCUGGCAGACAAUCGAUUGGAGGACGAUAUUUUCCGAGAGCUGUCCCUGAUCCCGGAGUUGCGUGUUGUUAACCUCUCAUACAACGAGUUAACGGAGCUUCCUCAGGGUCUGUUGAGACGUUGGCCAUUGUUGACUGAGCUGUACCUCUCGGGCAACGAGCUCACGUCCCUUCCGUCCGAUGAUCUCGAAGAAGGCAGCAACUUGAAGGUACUGCACAUCAAUGCGAACCGUUUCCAGGUGCUUCCAGCCGAACUCUGCAAAGUCAGCAAGCUCGCAAUUCUGGAUGUUGGGAGCAAUUCUCUCAAGUACAACGUCUCUAACUGGCCUUACGACUGGAACUGGAACUGGAAUCGCAAUUUGAAGUACCUCAAUUUUUCUGGUAACAAGCGGCUGGAAAUCAAGCCUCAUGCGUCGUCACUGGGAACGCCCACCACACCUGGGACAGAUUUGACCGACUUCAAUUCUCUGACGCAUCUGCGCGUUCUGGGCUUGAUGGACGUCACUCUCACAAUAUCUACGAUACCCGAAGAAACAGAAGAUCGUCGUGUCAGGACUUCCGCUUCCCUAGCCGGGUCUCUUGCAUAUGGCAUGGCCGACUUUCUUGGCAAAAGCGAACAUCUUUCCAUCUUCGAUAUGAUCGUUCCUCGACUCAAGCCCGACAAAGUGGAGACAGUGGUAGGAAUGUUUGACGGUCAAUCCCAGUCAACGGGAGGAUCUAGAAUUGCCAAAUUCCUGCACGAGAACUUUAUACACACUUUCUCAUCCGAGCUGAAGCGGAUUAGGACCGAAGACCUGGAGACUCCGCUAGAUGCACUCAGACGAGCAUUUUUGACCCUGAAUAAGAACAUGGCAUUUGCGUGCUACAAGUCGAUUGACCAAGAUGUGCGUCAUUACCAGGAAGAUCCCGCGGAAUCGAAGAAAGUGCGGUUGAACAAGGAGGAUGUCCAUUCAGGUGGAGUCGCUACCGUGAUAUACUUGAACAACAUGGAUCUGUUUGUUGCCAAUGUUGGUGACGCGCAGGCUAUACUUGUCAAAUCCGAUGGUUCAUUGAAGCACUUGACCCGAAACCAUGACCCUGCAGAAUCACACGAAAGAGCAAGGAUCCGCGCUGCAGGCGGGUUUGUCUCCCGCAAUGGCAAGUUAAAUGAUACCCUUACAGUAUCAAGGUCGUUUGGACAUUUCCAGAUGAUGCCCGCCGUUAUUGCGGCACCACACACCAUGCAUCUCAACCUCACGGAACAGGAUGAGAUGAUCAUUGUGGCGUCAAGGGAGCUGUGGGAUUAUGUGACGCCAGAUCUUGUCGUUGACGUUGCUAGAGCUGAACGGAGAGAUCUUAUGAUCGCUGCUCAGAAGAUCAGAGACCUGGCCAUUUCAUUCGGAGCCAACAACAAACUCAUGGUCAUGAUACUGGGUGUGAGUGACUUGAAGAAGCGAGAGAAGAUAAGGUUGAGGCCUAGUCUUUCUAUGGUCGGACCCCCCGAGGAUCAGAUUAUACCGAGCACGAAGCGAACCAAAAAACCGCGUGAUACACCGGGCGACUCCAGGCUCGCCCGUUUCGAUUAUGUGGACGCCCCUGUUGGAGAACUUGCUAUAAUCUUUACUGAUAUCAAGAAGUCAACAAGCCUCUGGGAAACCUGCCCAGAUGCGAUGCGCUCAGCUAUUCAGAUUCAUAACGACAUUCUUCGUCGACAGCUGGGUAUAAUCGGUGGUUAUGAGGUGAAAACGGAAGGUGACGCUUUCAUGGUUGCGUUCUCCACAACCACGGCCGCUUUGCUUUGGUGCUUCAACUGCCAGACACAGCUUCUGGAAGCAGAAUGGCCGACAGAAAUUCUGGAGCAACCACAGUGCCAGGUGCAGUACGACAUGGAAAACAACGUCAUCUUCCGAGGUCUGUCCGUCCGAAUGGGAAUACAUUGGGGUGAGCCUGUCUGCGAAAAGGACCCAGUGACCAAUCGUAUGGAUUAUUUCGGGCCAAUGGUCAAUCGCGCUUCUCGUAUCUCUGCCGUCGCCGAUGGUGGCCAAAUCUUCGUGUCCUCAGAUUUCAUGAGCGACAUCCAACGCAACCUGGAGGUGUUUGCUGAUAGCGAGCGCGCUGCCUCGACUGGCUCCGAAGAGAGCUAUGCGAUUGACAAUCUUGGGUAUAAUAUUCGACGCGAGCUCCAACAACUUAAUAGCCAAGGUUUUGUGAUCAAGGAUCAGGGAGAGCGAAAGCUGAAGGGGCUUGAGAAUCCGGAACCACUCUAUUUGAUCUACCCUCAUUCUCUCUCUGGGAGACUGACAACCCUGGAGAAGGACGCAUCAAAUGAGCAUGCCCCGACCACCAUCAGCAAGCACUCGCAGCUAGAGAUCCAGACCGACUUGAUUUGGCGGCUGUGGGAACUUACUCUUCGACUCGAGAGGCUUUGUGGCGCCUUGGAGUAUCCUGGCGAAGCCCGCCUCAAGGAACCAAACGUUUCCUUGUUCAACGUGGUGAAGAACCAUGGCGGCGAACUUGCAGAUUCGACCGUGGUCAGCCUGGUGGAGCAACAGGUGACGCGCAUCGAGGUUUGCAUCAAUACUCUUUCCAUCCGGCACAUGCUGCGACCAUUCAAACCCGGUGAUCAACUCAAUGACCAUGCCGCCCCAAUCUCCGAAGUAAUGCAAGAACUGCAAAACCGGCUUGAAGAGUACCGUGUUCUCAAGGAACAAGUAGCUGUCAGUGCUGGCACUACCACAAGCUACAGGUGAAUUGAAUUGCAUCAAUACUACAUGACCGUUCUCUUUCACCCCAGGAGUCUGUUUGUCUGGCGAGAUGAACCCUGGCGGAUCUCGCCGCUACUUCCCAACCCCGAUGAAUAUAGUAACGAGGGGCUCUUCCUAAUCGAUCAUUUCUGUAUUUAUUGCCACUUAUCAUUCUCGUUUUUUUUUCUUUUCUUUUCUAUGAUUUCCCCAUCAACCUUUUGCUACACUUACGCGGGCGUCUCGAGGAAGGGCGGGCGGGGUGUGAAAGGAAUUCC
Messenger RNA from Aspergillus aculeatus ATCC 16872, 6078 nucleotides. It is a transcript of the gene acyA, whose product is annotated as adenylate cyclase acyA. Gene Ontology annotation, molecular function: magnesium ion binding; protein binding; adenylate cyclase activity. The transcript is spliced from 3 exons. Lineage: Eukaryota; Fungi; Ascomycota; Eurotiomycetes; Eurotiales; Aspergillaceae. The record is from RefSeq and is a predicted model, not a curated record. Gene Ontology annotation, biological process: intracellular signal transduction; cAMP biosynthetic process. The coding region runs from base 74 to 5809 and encodes 1911 amino acids.